This is a messenger RNA of Coregonus sp. 'balchen', 4305 nucleotides long. The record is from the annotation of a GenBank genome assembly. NCBI's taxonomy places the organism in Eukaryota, Metazoa, Chordata, Actinopteri, Salmoniformes, Salmonidae.
GGAUAACUGGGAUGAUGAAGAGGAGGAAUUAAAGAAAGCAGAAGAGAAAAAAGCAGGUAUUUUAAACCAGUUAUGAAUUGAACCAGUGAGAUCCUACUAAUAUUCAUUUUAAUACAAGCUCAAUCAUAUAUAUUUUUUUCCAUUUGUCUUUGUAGCGGAGACAAAACUUUCGGAAAAGAAGAAAUUAGCUGAAAAAAUCAAAGAAAAGGAGAGUUUACAAAGGAAAAAACAAGAAGAGUUGAGAAAGAGGGUUAGUGUGUUUUUGCAUGCAGGGGUUUUUGCUUGUCGGUGCUGUGAAGAUGACCAUGACCAACCAACCUACUGCAACUAGUUUGCUUCUCAAAAUUCAGCGGAAACUUGACUUUUGCUUUAUCAAAUCAAAGUUUAUUUCAAAUCACUAGAAGAGCCUAUCAUUUGGCUUGGGUCCAUAUUAGGAAACUAACUAACUGUAUUGCAUCCGGUUUUCCAGACCCAGAUUAAGCCUCUAAAAUCACCCCCUAACGGUUUCACACAGCGUCCAUGAAUGACAAGUCAUUGUCUGCCGGAUCUGAAAUUAUAUUUCUUGUUUGUUAGUUAGAGGAAUCCCAGGAAACAGAACUCUCACCGGAGGAUGAGCUAGCAGAGAAACUCAGAGUGAAGAAGCUACAGGAGGAGGCUGAUCUGCUAUUGGCUCAGGAGGCUUUCGGUAAGAGACCUGUAUUACAGGAGGAAGUGUAAGUCUCUGAAUAAGAGCGUCUGCUAAAUGGCUCAAUGUACAGGAAAAGGAAAACCUGUUUGUCAUGAGCUGGUCAGUAAGCAAAUAAUGGUAAUGCAUAGAGCCAUAUAUAUAUAUAUAUAUAUAUACACACACACAAAAGUAUGUGGACAACCCUUCUAAGUAGUGGAUAUGGCUGACAGGUGUAUAAAAUCAAGCACACAGCCAUGCAAUCUCCAUAGACAAACAUUGGCAGUAGAAUGGCCCGUACUGAAGAGCUCAGUGACUUUCAACGUGGCACCGUCAUAGGAUGCCACCUUUCCAACAAGUUAUUUCGUCAAAUUUCUGCCCAGCUAGAGCUGCCCCGGUCAACUGUAAGUACUGUUAUUGUGAAGUGGAAACGUCUAGGAGCAACAACGGCUCAGCCGCAAAGUGGUCGGCCACACAAGAUCACAGAACGGGGCUGCUGAAACACGUAGCGUGUAAAAAUUGUCUGUCCUCGGUUGCAACACUCACUACCGAGUUCCAAACUGCCUCUGGAAGCAACGUCAGCACAAUAACUGUUCGUCGGGAGCUUCAUGAAAUGGGUUUCCAUGGCGAGCAGCCACACACAAGCCUAAGAUCACCAUGCGCAAUGCCAAGCGUCGGCUGGAGUGGUGUAAAGCUCGCCGCCAUUGGACUCUGGUGAAGUGGAAACACGUUCUCUGGAGUGAUGAAUCACACUUCAACAUCUGGCAGUCUGACGAACGAAUCUGGGUUUGGCGGAUGCCAGGAGAACGCUACCUGCCCCAAUGCAUAGUGCCAACUGUAAAGUUUGGUGGAGGAGGAAUAAUGGUCUGGGGCUGUUUUUCAUGGUUCAGGCUAGACCCCUUAGUUCCAGUGAAGUGAAAUCUUAAUGCUACAGCAUACAAUGACAUUCUAGACGAUUCUGUCCUUCCAAAUUUGUGGCAACAGUUUUGGGAAGGCCCUUUCCUGUUCCAGCAUGACAAUGCCCCCGUGCACAAAGCGAGGUCCAUACAGAAAUGGUUUGUCGAGAUCGGUGUGGAAGAACUUGACUGGCCUGCAGAGCCCUGACCCCAACCCCAUCGAACACCUUUGGGAUGAAUUGGAACGCCGACUGUGAGCCAGGCCUAAUCGCCCAACAUCAGUGCCCAUCCUCACUAAUGCUCUUGUGGCUGAAUGGAAGCAAGUCCCCACAGCAAUGUUACAACAUCUAGUGGAAAGCCUUUCCAGAAGAGUGGAGGCUGUUAUAGCAGCAAAGGGGGGACCAACUCCAUAUUAAUGCCCAUGACUUUGGAAUGAGAUGUUCGACGAGCAGGUGUCCACAUACUUUUGGUCAUGUAGUGUGUGUAUAUAUGCAUGAUCAAUAUUUAAGGUUGACAGUCUACACAUUGCAGAUUCAUAGAAAGCUUUACAGAGAAUCUGUGAUAUAGCAGACAUUUUUCUAUAAGUAUCAAGAGGUUUAGACAUUGUCAACACAAGUUGUCAGUGGAACGCUUCAUAUCAUAGUGAUCAAAUCAUUUUCCCUUCCCAAAUCAGGUGUCGUCAACAACGUAAAAGGAAUUGAUGCAAUAAGCCCUUCUUCUAAAGAUGACUUCACAGAGUUUGAAAAGUUGUUAAAAGAUAAGAUAUCCCCUUUUGAGAGUUCCAUACACUACGCCGGUUUCCUAGAGACCUUGUUUCGAGACCUCUCUCUCUCAUGUGAGUAUUGAUUUUAAUAAUAUACAUUUCAAAAUUAACCAGUGUUGUUGGUCAUGCAUAUCAACUGUCAGUAGUGCUGUGUAUAUAUGAAAUCAUCUUUGGACUGUGUGCCUCAUGUUACAGUGGAAGUGGAGGACUUAAAAAAAGUCAGCACCUCCCUCACAGUCUUACUAAGUGAGAAACAGAAACAGGAAAAGGUACUUUUUUCUUUUCUUAUUUUCUUCAAAUGACAGACAAGACAUUUAUCACCAGUGUACAUGGUCUACUUUGACUGGUAUUCAGUCUUAUCCGGGGUCAUGUUCAUUAGGCAUCAAACGGAAGAAAACUGACUGCAACAGUGAGGUACUACCUGGAGUUGCGUGCCCUAAUGUAAAUGACCCUAAUGAAAUGUGAAUUCCUGUGAUUUAUAAAGUCCGUACUAAUCAUCCCUCCUUUAUUUCCAACAGCAGCUGAAUAAAGGGAAGAAGAAGAAGAAAGGAGUGCUUCCUGCCGGAGGGAUGAAGGUCAAGAUGAAGGAUGACCUGGCAGACUACGGCGAGUUCCAGGGAGGUUACGCACAAGACUAUGAGGACUUCAUGUGAUGUGACGCCAACCGACUGCCGAGUCCCAAAUGGCUCCCUAUGUAGAGCACUGUAUAGGGUGCCGUUUAGGAGUCUUCCACGGUCUGUCCCAUUCCCUCUCCGCUCUGCUCUGCUCGAUCCAGCCACCUCAGAACAUGACCUAUGACCUAUUCUACUGCCCAAAGCCAUCCAAUGAAAACCACCCUUGUGUCGCCAGCCGCACACAAAGUUGAUUUCUGAAAGAAGUGUUGAGUGGUUUGACGAAGAACAGGAACGUCUGAUCUCAACAUGGUUGUUUUUCCUCCUCCUUUAGAAAUGACUUCCCAAUAAGACUGUUCUGGAUACCAAAAAUGUUUCACCUCCCAUGUUGAGGUGCAAAAACACAGCAGCAUACUCGUGUUUUUCCCAAUCCUAGAAUGAAUUCAAUUUGAUCUUUUAAUAGAAAUGGUCUGUCAACAAAAAAUGAAUUGUUACUGUUUGACGAAGGAAAAUACAUUUUGUGUUCCAUUAUUUUUCUCAAGUAUUAUUAAAGAAAUGUGUUUUACUCGAAGGAUGGCUGUUGGCAUUCCAAAAUAUAACCUGCGUUGUUUUGUAAAGAAUGUCAUUUUGGUGCUCAUAUAUUCCAUAUAUGGGAAUAUAUUUAUCCUUGACAUCACAUAGUAUUUGCAGGAGAAAAUGUCCUAAAAAGACGAGGAGCUUAGGACCACUUGAGAAAAGCCACGUUGCGAUGAACAUGUUGGGUACAUUUAGGAAUAUGUUUGCAUGGUUACAUAGUCUUGAAAUAUUUUUUUUGUAAAUACCUAAAUUCCUUGUUUUAUAGGAUGGUUAAAGAAUGAUUACUUCUAGUUGUAAGGGGGGAUAAUAUUGCCUUGAAUUUCUUCCCCCCUACAUUAUUUUAAUUUUCUAGGAAAAUAAUUAAAAUGUUACUAUGAAGAAAUCUAAGGUUAGGAAGUAUUGAAGCCACAAGUCAAUGUGUGAACAUAGGCCCAUAUACUGCUGAAGUGAAUAUGAUGUAACUAUAGUCUUAAGAAAUGAUGGCGCUGGAAAAUAAUCUGUGAUGUAGCAUUUCAAUACAUAGCCAUAGGGUACCUCCAUGUCAAUGAGAAAACACGGCGUUGGAACAUUUCAUCCUGGGCCUAGAUUCACAAAGCGUCUCUGAGUAGAUAUGCUGAUCCAGGUUCAGGUGCCCCCCUCGUAUUCAUUAUGAUCAGGAAGGCUAAACUGAUCCCAGAGCAGCACUGCUACUCUGAGAACCCAGUGUAUUGUAUAAUCACUUCCACUGAGUUGAAUGCAACAAUCAUUCUAGGUCUCCUUGGCAUAACUUUGCACGGCUUGUAUCAAGUAAGGUGA